AUGGUGCUAGUGAUCAAGGAUUUCAACGACAACUUGGAGAGCUUGUUCGCGGAUGCGAAAUCUAAAGGUGCAAUCCUAAUGAGCGGUGAUAUCGACCAAAGCGAGGAACCCCAAGCCUUGCACUUACUUCAGGAGGCGACUGCCGAUGAAGGUGAGAACAUUACGGAGACGGCGAGUAUGAAGCUCGGGACACUCCAGUCAACCACCGCCGCGCCAUCUGCCUUACCCAAGGAUGCGCGGAUAAUUGCUAAAGAGGCAAACGCUAUCCCGCAAGGCUACGCAGAUGGCACUAAGGUGAUUACUCAUAGGAAGGAGCCCGAAGCAAAGAUCGAUGAGCUACCUAAAGCAUCGAAGGCACUCGAGCUCUAUAUCGUAGGGAAGAGUAAAGGUGUUCUAACCCUUGCUUAA
This is a messenger RNA of Endocarpon pusillum Z07020, 408 nucleotides long. RefSeq lists its product as uncharacterized. The coding region runs from base 1 to 408 and encodes 135 amino acids. Lineage: Eukaryota; Fungi; Ascomycota; Eurotiomycetes; Verrucariales; Verrucariaceae. The record is from RefSeq and is a predicted model, not a curated record. The transcript is spliced from 2 exons.